Molecule: messenger RNA, 3610 nt
Organism: Anoplophora glabripennis (Asian longhorned beetle)
Lineage: Eukaryota; Metazoa; Arthropoda; Insecta; Coleoptera; Cerambycidae
Product: centrosomal protein of 162 kDa
Exons: 4
Coding region: 140-2707 (855 amino acids)
Biological process (GO): cilium assembly
Cellular component (GO): axonemal microtubule; centrosome; centriole
Source: RefSeq, a predicted model, not a curated record
CGGUUGGGCUACCCUUUGUAAUUUAAUAUAAAAAAGGUAUAGGAGUGACAAAAGGCUUGCAUGUUUAUUCAAUAAAUUUAAUAACCGCAUUGUUGACGUAUGCUUUUCAACACCUAAGGUGUGAGUAAUCAAUACUGACAUGGAAACAAAAACUGCUUCAAGUUUUUGGUGGUUGAAAUCUGCCCCUUUGACUACAGAAAUUCAAGACAGCGAAAAUAACCUUGUAGUUCCCAAGCUAGACCUACAUUCUUCUAGUUCGAUAGCCAAUUUGUUGGAUAAAGACAAGAACAGUAAUUGUGAUUCCGAAGUGGAUGUAGGAAGUAUAAUCGAAGAGAUUAACAGGGUUGCUGCACAGAGCCCUUUGGGUCCUUAUGAGAAAAGUGUAGGGGAUAGAAGUAUUGAUGAUAUUAUGAAGGAGGCAGAAAGAAUCUAUAUGGAAAGCUCAAAGAGCUUUGAACAGCUUAGCCAGAGAAGCAAAACUUCUCAGAAUAUAAGUGAUUUACUCUCUAAUAUGUCAAAAGAUUCUACCCCUACACCAAAAAGUGUGAGCCCUCUUCCAAUUGACCCAGAUCCUGAAUAUAACAGUGAAAGUGAUGAUGAUGAGUAUACUACAGAUUUUUCUGAAGAAAGUAAAGUGGAAUCUAAUCCGUCCCCUAUCGAAAAAACUGAUAAUCAGAAAUUUACUGAUUUUGAUGAAGCUAAUAAAAACACAUUACCCUCUAAAGAGAGUAAAGUAGUGUCUUCCGAAGACGAAGUUAAAAGUGUUAAAGAAACUGUUGAAGAUGAGAGGUCUCUAAGCAUUUCUAAAUCAAACCUUUCAGUAAAGAAUGUUCCAAUUUCUCAGCAGGGUAGUGUAAAUAAUACAUUUGAAAAAAGUGAAAAUUUUCUCGAUGUAGUAACGACAGAGAAGUCUAAACAGGUUUUGGUUAGUGAUAUAGAUAGUGAAAGACUUCAGAGACUUAAUGAAGUAAUUAAUUUAAAGAAUGAUUUAAUAAGAACCUUAGAAGAUGACAACAAAUCUUUGAAAAGCGACAUUCAUGAAGUUAAGUUGGAACUUCAAAAAACCAGGGAACUGCUGGAGAGAACCGCAACCGCCUUAAAUGCAAAAACCGUAUCAUCCCCAGAAAUAAAUCUAGAACUGGAAAAAGCCUUGGAGCACCUAAAGGAUUCCAAAGAAAUAAACACGGCGUUACAACUGCAGUUAGAUGCAGUGAACAAAACUCAUCAACUGCUGAAAAGUUCUUACGACGAUUUAGCGACAUCUAACAAAAAUCUAGAACGCCGUGUUGUGGAACUAGACUCCACCCUAGACAAAUACAAGAACGAACUACUAAAUCUCCAGAAAACAAAAGACAAACUUCUGGAAAACGAAGUGAGCUUGAACAAACUGUUAGAAAUCGAAAAGUUGCAAAGCAAAAGUCUAAAAUUGCAGAACGAAAAAGACGCGAAAUGUAUCCAGGAUUUGAACAGGCAAAUAAAAGAAAUGGAACGGAUUAUAGCCAGAAAGCAUCCAGACUCUGUCUCUGCCUUAAUCGUAGCAGCGAAAGAAAACGCUACCGAUUCGAAUCUGACCGCCAGGAAGAUCCUAGAGGAUAGAAUCAAGACCCUGGAACAAGAACAGCUGAACAGAGAGACCCAGUCCUCCAAAGUGUUCCUGGAGAUACAAGAAAAGUUCAAUCAGAUGAAAUCCAAGUACGAGAACCACAUAGAAGACCUAGAAUUGCACGUCAGUGACUUAAAAGCUCAGUUGAAAAGGAAAACUGACACUUACGAUGUGUAUACUCAAACGAUUUUCGACGAGAAAAUCCCUCAGAAGGAGACAUUCACUGUGUUCACCCAAACCGACGCGAUACCUACUAAACCACCGAAAAUAGUGCCUGUUAACAAACCUCAACGGAUCAACGAGAGCAUCAAAGAAGACGCUCACCUUCUAGCCACCAUCAGAGGCCUUCAGACAGAUUUGGCUAACAAGGAGAAAGUAGUGACUAGGCUCCAAAAAGAGAUCGAAGACCUGCGGAAGACCAACCGAAGGCUACAGAAGGAAAGGGAGGGUAGCUUGAGGAGCCUCAGCGACAAGAGGGAGUUCCGCAGCUACCCCGAGAAGCUGGCCUUGCAGAGCAGGUCGAGUAGCAUCAGCUCCGAGAAGGAUUUUCGGAAAGACGAGGAGCUGCAGCAGCUGAAGGCGGAGAGGGACAAACUGAAGCAGCAGCUGAGCAGGCUGGAGCAGGACUAUCAGUCGCUGAAGACAAAACGAAUACACGAUCUGACCGCCCUGCAGGAGGCGCACGAACGAGAAGUGUCGAAUUACGUGGCAAGCGUGACGCCCCUCAGGGAGCAGCUCGAAGUGCAACAGGUGUCUAUCGCCGCCCUGCAGUCGCAGCUCAACGCUGCCAAGCAGGAACUGGCCGUCGUCACCGUGGAGAGAGACCACCUGAACAACAGGCUGUUAAACGCGCCCUUCGACAUCGCACGCCCGAACAGGGAGGGGGAUAACGCCGUGGAAGUCGAGGCGCUUUUGAAAAAGAUUGCGUUUUUGGAAAAGAGAUACGAGGAACGCGAAUAUCGGUUGAGAGCCAUCGUCCACAGCUUAGCUCAAAAGACUGUGACCAACAGGAGUUGCGAACAGUGCGCAGAAAGGCAACAACAGUUGAUAACCUAUAAAGUGGAGUUGGAUCAGCUUCUCGCCACGGUUAGAGCCUUACAGUAAUAUGAUGCAGAAUACCCUCAAUUGAGCAUCAGCAGAAAAUUAAAAAAGAAGUGAACACCACAUUACCGAAAUUUCCAUUUUACUACAUUCGGCUUGAAAAUUUGUUGAUGCUAGUUGUGAAUGUAAACCUUAACUCAAUGUAAUCUUUGCUCAGUGGCAGGACCGACAGUAUUUGCCUGGGGUGGUUAUCAAACAUAGUUUAAAUAAAAAGAAUAUCAAUGAAGUUCAACAAAAUUACUGAGGGAGGUCAAUUUUUACUAACUUUUCGAAUGAUUUUUGUUCAAUGUCGACAGUUUAAACAUAUUUUAGUGACGUCUUGAUUGUUUUCUUGAAUUUCCCAAAAUUAAGCUUUGUGAAAGCAACAAACGCCUUGAUUUACUGAUUUUUUUUCCUCCUACCUUCUAGGCCACUUCACCUCUGCUUUUGCUGAAAUAUCUAUUGACAGUUUGUUGGAAAGUUUAGCGAUUUGAGAGUUAACAUUUGUUAAUUUGGAAGAUAAGUUAAUAAAGGUGUUGUAUGUAUAAAAAAUUGUAUGUUAUGACUUUACACCUCAAUUCAUCAGGUAACAUCUGUAUUCAGUUGUUGAAUUGGUCGCAGUAACUAAAGAAUGUUCUGUUCGUAUAUUGGAAAAUACUGGACUACAUAUGUAGUAGAAUUUUAUCCCAACAUAUAUGGUACGUACUCUAUAAUCGUUAUUUAAUUUAUUAUGUUUAGUAUUUUUGUCCAUAUUUGUAUUUUUUUUACUUUUUUCAUAUUAAAUUUAUUACACAUCUAAAUGAUUUAUAGUAUAGUACUAGCCACAAUGUACUUCCAAAGAUGCCGCUGCUAGUCAGAUAGUCUAAUAUUUUUAUAGAUAUUUAGUAUUUUUAGUACAUAAGUAUAUUUAUAUGAGUUUUAUGAAAU